GAGGAACAUGAUACUGCACCUGCAGAGAGUUGCCAUGCAGUAAUAAUUCCUGAGCAUCUGCAGGUUACUAACGCAGAUGGCUCAUGUUUGAGCUUUGGCACUUCCGGAUCUGGUAUAACUGGUCCAUCUACUGGCGCUUUUAUUCCAAGGCCUCCGAAAAGCAAUUUAGAGGUAGCCUCAGAUACAGAUACCAACAUGCCUCCAAUUGGUCAGCCAGAUACCGGAAUAUCAGAGUAUCGUCAUGAUGAGCGGAUAGGACCUUUCUUGGAUGAUAGUGUCUCUUUUAUAACUGGCACAAGCACUGACAAUUAUGGUAUGCUUUCAACUUCACAACCGGAGGUCAUCAGGGAUGAUACAUUUGUUGCUCUGCAUACAAUUCAACAAAACUUUCCAUCUGCUUCUGGUUAUGCAUUUUCAAACACCACACGACCAACUGCAGCAGCAUAUACAUAUGGACAGGCAAAUUCACAUAUGCAAAAUCUUUCUGCUUUCUCAAGUGCAAUGGCUUUGAGGCCAGCAGCAUACCUCACCUCUCAGCGACCUACUCAGAGCAUGCCCAACACUAGCAUCUCCUCGGGCUCUUUGCUCACUCAACAUCCUACUCUGCCUUCCUACUCUCAACCAGCCCACCCUUCAGGGCAUCAUCUGCCCUCUGCUGCCAUCCAGCAAGCAUGCUCAGGAAGCAACGCUUUCCAGCAGUCUCCAGCAAUGCUACUUCGUGCUGGCACAGGAUAUAUAAUACCUCGGGCUAGAAGUGGCAUCUAUCUGAAUAACUUUGCCCCACUUGCUGAUGUAGCGUCACGUCACGGAGGUUCUUGGAAUUCAGCAAAUAUUCGUAGAAGCUACAGAGGAACUCCUUCCAGCGUCUCUGCGAGCAGAAGAUUUAGAUACGGGGAGGGAGCUGGAGGCUCACAAUUUAUAAGAGCAAACCGCUUUCUGCCUCCUCGCCAGGCAAGGACGUUAAUUCUGCAUUGCUUUCUACGUUGUUUAGCUUUCUUUCCUGUCCUAUUGAGAAUGUUUUGGUUCAUCACAGGGUGAGUACGCUCCCAGAUGGGCCCGUGGAGCUAGUAGGGGAACGUCGACGGCUCUUCCUCGCAGCACAAGCUUCAGUUUUCCGGGGCGGAGUCAGCAUGGUGGGGUUCGAGAACGUCAGCAGGCCGCACAUUUUGAUGCCUCGGAUUCCCCAUGUAACCACGGUUCUCAGGCAGGAUUCUCAGAAGAACAUCAGCAGCAUCUCGGUGAAGGAAACUUUGAUGUUUCUCGGUGAUAUGGUAUGGUUACAACCUGUCUGGUGGGCAAUCAAUUUCAAAUCAAUUCAAAUAUUCGAAUGGUUAUUAAGGAAUUCAGAUUAAAAAAG
This is a messenger RNA of Elaeis guineensis (African oil palm), 1357 nucleotides long. Lineage: Eukaryota; Viridiplantae; Streptophyta; Magnoliopsida; Arecales; Arecaceae. The record is from RefSeq and is a predicted model, not a curated record.